AUGGAGCUUUUCAUCCGAAUGGGCGCGCAGGGCCUUCCCUUUUUCUACGAGGAUCAGUGGCGGUGGAAUCUGUUUGACACCGUCGUUGUCUUGACGCAAGUUGCAGACCUUGUGGUGAGCGUGAUAGAGCGGUCUGAGUCCUUCAGCGAGGCUGCCAGCCAACGAACCAUCCAAGGUCUCAGAGUGCUGAAACUUGUGCGAAUCCUGCGAAUCGCCCGGAUUGCUUCUGCUUUCCCAGAGCUUCACAUUCUCAUCAGCUCUAUCAUUGACUCGCUCCAGUCACUCUUCUGGACGAUGGUCCUGAUUUUCGCCUGUUUGUAUGGCGUUGCUGUGGUCAUUACCCAGGUCGUCUCAGACCAUAAGAUUGCGAUAGGCCGAGAGGUCAUGGAGCAGCACCAUGAGCUAAUGCUUCGUUUCUUUGGCUCCUUGGACUCCACGAUGGUGGCUCUCUACAUGGUGAUAUCUGAAGGCAUUCAUUGGAGUGAGCUCAUGGAUCAGCUUGAAGAGACACUGGGCGGUUGGGUUCGCAUCCUCUUCGUGGCUUUUACAGGAUUUGAGCUCUUCGCAAUGAUGAACAUCAUCACGGCCAUGAAAGUUGCAGCAAAGGCAGAAACAAAGGAAGUCUUGGACUCGCUGUGGGGUUUGCUUGGUCAAGAUGCAGCAAGAGAAGCGCACUCGGAUGAAAAGAUUGUCACCAGAGAGCAGUUCAUCUCGACCUACGGCCAUGAGAGCAUGCGCAAGUUCUUGGACUUGAUCAAUGCUCACACAGAGGAUCCCGACCACGUCUUCGCAAUGAUUGACAGAGAUGGCGAUGGAGCCUUGACAGCUACUGAAUUUCUUGUGUGCUGCGAGCGGCUGAUGGGCCCAUCCAAGGCGAGCAUGAUCGUGAGGAUUGCCAAUGAAGAGCAGAUUGGCGUGCAGACCGGAGCACCCAUGUUUGCUUCUGCCAAGUGGGCGUACCGGUCCUACCCCAAUGGUGAGCGCAAUCUGAUAGGCCGAGCAUCCAAGAAGCGCACCCGAUUGUCGGAGAGUGGCAAGCCCGACCCGAAAGCACCCGGAGAGAAUGCAGCGACCAGAAGGAGGGAGACGGGGCCUGGACAACAUCAGUCUAAGAAGGAGGAGGAGAAGCAUGUCCGGAAAGUGGGUCUGGGCGAGACAGCGGAGACAGUCUUGGCCAGGAUCCAGGACGCUGGAGCUGAAGCUGUUGGGCUGCACGUAGGUGAAGGAGGUGUCUCCUAUGCAAGCUUCUCGGAUGUACCUACUGCUGAGAAGGUAAAGUCGCACCUAGAGGGCUCGAGCAAGUGGGUCGUGCGCUUCGCAGAGAUGACCUCCGAAAGUAUUUCCGGAGUUCUGCUGCCAGGAAGUGUGGAGGCAACUGAGCACAUUGAGGUACCAGGCGUGCAUGUUGUGGAUAACUUCGUCACAGAUGAGGAGGCGUUUGCCUUAUUACAAGAGAUUGAUGCGCGGUCAUGGGACACAAGCAUCAAGAGACGCGUGCAACACUACGGCCACGCCUUCGAUUAUGCUACCUUAAAGAUUGCACAGCCGGGGAAUGUGCCGGAAAUACCUGCUUUCUCCAUGGACCUCAUUGCCCGACUGAGCCAAUCUGGUUUAAUGCCCAACGGAGUAGACCAGCUCACAAUCAACGAAUAUGAGCCAGGUGUUGGUAUUGCUUUUCACGUGGAUGCGCAUUCUGCGUUCAAGGAUGGGAUUGCUGCAGUCACGCUGGGCUCUGGAAUUGUAAUGGAGUUCAGGAAAGCUGACGAGACCAGUGGGAAGCUAUCUAUGGGAAGACACCAUCGCAUGGCACCGCCGCAGCCAGGAGCCGAUGUCUGCAAGAACAUUUGGCUUCCGCCAAGGUCCCUGCUAAUCAUGACCGGUGAGGCUCGAUUUGCUUGGCAGCACGGAAUAGCUUGGAGGAAAACUGAUUGUCUGAAGGAGGGCCAGGUUGUGACGCGCUCACGCCGUGUAUCUCUGACCUUUCGGCGCAGCAUGAAGAAACUCUCAACAUUCUGUGGCGACUUGGCUCCAAAAUGUCGGCUUUUGCCCAAUGGAGGGCAGACUGCCAAGCACGGAACAUCAAAGUACUUCUGUUCACUCACCUUCCUCUACUUGCUGCCAGCAGCAGAGUACCGCAAGCUGUUCAUCUGGGAGGUCUUGUUCUUUGUGCUGACCUGCACCCGCAACGACUCCACAGUGCAGAGCGGGCUUGUUUGGAGGACAGCGAAGGACUUGGUCCGUGUCCAGAAGAACAAAGCCAAAGCUUGGGACUGGCACCAGCUCCUGAGGCCUGGAGUCGUCAGUGGAGUUUUCCUUGCACCGCCCUGGUCAGACGAGGGCUUGCUGCCGCGAGGGGAAGCAGCCUUCACAGUGCGCCGUUUGGGCGCUGGUCUAGAUGCCGCCAAGCUGCUGGAGGAUUCUCUCAAGCUGGGGCAAGGUGCUGCCCUCUUCCUGCCACGUGUGACGCCAAACUGCGAGGUACAAGCGCUGGCAGUGCGGGCCCAGUCUGAUGUCUUUGUUCAGGCUCCAGGUCUCUCAGUCAUGAUUUUCAGAUGCUUUGAGCAGCUGAGCCAAGGGGCCCACGACAUGAGGGAAAAGCGACUGGACUGGAAAGGUGGUGAUGAGACAGGGUCUCAGGAGCUUGCCUCAUCUCAGGAUCUCUCUUGGGCACGCAAGCAGCUCGACAAAGAGCAGCUGCAAGAUCUGCUCCUUCGCCUGGAGGAAGGCAGCCUCAGUCUUUCCACUGAACUGCGUGAGGGCGUCGAGUUUUACCUCUCACAGUUUGAGGAUGGGCAGGUGGUCUCUGAAGAGGAGUUUUACGUAGACAGAGAUCUAUAUGCGGAGCUGCAGCCUUCUGCCCCAGAGCCAGAGCAGCCCUACACCAGAAUCUUGGCCUCAGAGGUGGAGCUAGCAGCCUGUGAGGAGCUCAAGGCAUGGACGGAGACAACUCCGCAUGGCCUGACCAAGCUCCGGAAGCUGAUGGAGAAGCAUGCAGAUUGUGCAGAGGUGCAGGAAGCUGGCCUGACUCGCUCGGGUGGGUUGUUGGCGGAGGUCAAAGCUGGCGGAAAUGCUGUGCCUUCUGGCUGUGGCUUCAGCCCCGCGUCGCUAUGCCCUCUUGUGCUGGAGGCCAUGGGCCGAUUCCCACGUGAUGCGGGUGUUCAGCGGGUAGCGUGCAGUGUACUCAGAGGAAUUGUCGUGACAGAUGGUGGCUGCACUGUGGUGGCGGAUGCAGGAGGAGCGGCGCGGGCAGUUGAUGCCGUGAAGGCCCACCUGAUUGACCCAGAGGUUUGCAGAAUGGGUGCAGCGGUUCUGUACGCCAUGGUCCAGAAGACAGACCCGGCAUCUCCUGAGCGCUUAAUGAUGCGCACCACCAAGGCGCACCAGGUGCUUGCGGAGGCAGAAGCAUGGGGAAACGCCUGA
Molecule: messenger RNA, 3420 nt
Organism: Symbiodinium pilosum
Lineage: Eukaryota; Dinophyceae; Suessiales; Symbiodiniaceae
Source: the annotation of a GenBank genome assembly